Molecule: messenger RNA, 2214 nt
Organism: Platichthys flesus (European flounder)
Lineage: Eukaryota; Metazoa; Chordata; Actinopteri; Pleuronectiformes; Pleuronectidae
Gene: prmt8a
Product: protein arginine N-methyltransferase 8-B
Exons: 10
Coding region: 358-1590 (410 amino acids)
Biological process (GO): peptidyl-arginine methylation
Cellular component (GO): plasma membrane
Molecular function (GO): protein-arginine N-methyltransferase activity
Source: RefSeq, a predicted model, not a curated record
GCUGCAGUGUUCAGAUCCCUCUCCCUCUCUCUCCCUCUCUCUCUCUCUCUUCGUUUGUAUCUCAACUCAGCUGAUGCCUUUUCCCCUCCUGCUCUCCAGGAACCGGUGGACUGCAAACUUUUGCACCAUGGAACACGCUCCGCUCUCCAGGAACGCUUGCUGCGAUGCCUCUGGAACCUGCUGGUGUAGUUUGGCGUCUUUUUACAUGCUUGGGAUUUCUAAACAGAACUGCAGGCUGGGAUGUGAAUGAGAACUGUUGAGAAAGAGCCUGGAAAAAAGAUCGAGGAGGAGCAUUUUUAGUUUUCUCCUUCACUUCUAUCAAGUGUGUGCACAUUUGUCCUCCUUCUUCUGGCUCUUAUGGGAAUUAGACACUCGUCCCGCUGCAUGCUCCUCAGGAGAAAAAUGGCGGAGUCUGAGAGCAGUGAGCAGCCACAGACGCAGCCACAGCCGAUCCGCAUAAUUCCAUCCCAGUCGGCGCAGCCCACCCCGUUGCCCAAACCUGUGCCUUCCAUCCAGCACGGGACGAGGCCUCCGUUCCCGCCGCACACACCACACGCUGCCAGCCUCCCGAGCUGCACGGGGCGGGGCAAGAAGUUCCUCAGUCCCGAGGAUAUGACCUCACGAGACUACUACUUCGACUCCUACGCCCAUUUCGGUAUCCACGAGGAGAUGCUGAAGGACGAGGUGAGGACGCUCACCUACAGGAACUCCAUGUACCACAACAAGCACGUCUUCAAGGACAAGAUAGUGCUGGAUGUCGGAAGCGGGACGGGGAUCCUGUCCAUGUUCGCGGCCAAGGCCGGGGCGAAGCACGUGUACGGGAUUGAAUGUUCCAGUAUAUCAGAGUACUCCGAGAGAAUCAUCAAGUCCAACCACCUGCACAGCGUGAUCACCAUCUUCAAGGGCAAGGUGGAGGAGGUGGAGCUUCCCGUCGAGAAGGUCGACAUCAUCAUAUCCGAGUGGAUGGGCUACUGCCUCUUCUACGAAUCCAUGCUCAACACCGUCAUCUUCGCCAGGGACAAGUGGCUGAAACCCGGUGGAUUAAUGUUUCCUGACCGAGCCUCACUGUACGUGGUGGCCAUCGAAGACAGGCAGUACAAGGACUUCAAAAUACACUGGUGGGAGAACGUAUAUGGCUUUGACAUGACCUGUCUCCGUAACGUGGCGAUGAGGGAGCCGCUGGUGGACGUGGUCGACCAAAAGCAGGUGGUGACCAACUCCUGCUUGGUCAAGGAGGUGGACAUCUACACGGUGAAGCCGGAGGACCUCUCGUUCACCUCGGCCUUCUGCCUGCAGAUCCAGAGGAACGACUACAUCCACGCUCUGGUCACCUUCUUCAACAUCGAGUUCACCAAGUGUCACAAGAAGACUGGCUUCAGCACCGCACCAGAUGCAUCCUACACCCACUGGAAGCAGACAGUGUUUUACCUGGAGGAGUAUCUGACGGUGCGGAGAGGAGAGGAGAUCGUUGGCAGCAUCGCCAUGAAGCCCAAUGAGAAGAACAUUCGCGACUUGGACUUCACCUUCGAGCUGAACUUUAAGGGGCAGCUGUGUGAAGCGGCCAUUUGUCACGACUACAAGAUGCGUUAACUUUGACCCCGGUGCCCAGUCGAGUUCCAACCCUUGACCACCAGAGGGAGACGGAGACACACACCCCCCCCCCCACCCCGACCGUAGACCAGGAAAGACCAGGCCGAGGAGAGGGCCGAGAGGGGCCCCACUGACAACAUCACUAUUGUCACUCAGAUGAAGGCAGGAAGUCACUAACUGACGGUGAACAGCUCUGAAUGUAACACUGACCAAAAAAAAAGAGGUCAGGGUCUCGAUGAUUGUCAAAGAUGAAUCGAUGUGCAUGAGGUGUGAGAUGGAGUGAUGUUCCUCUGUGUUCUCUUUUUUUAACGAUUACUUGAACCUUGCGGAGCGACGCAUGUUCCGUUCACAUUCUGUUACGAGUAGAGAAUCCAUUUGAAGGCAUAGGUCUUAUGUCGUACUAUGUACUGUAGGGAAUGAUUGUCUGAUUAUAGUUGUGUAACUUUAACAAUGUGGGGAAAAACUGGCAGCAAUCGAGCGCCAAAGCCAAGGACCCACCCACCUGCGUACGUGCCGUGUAUGUGAAAGGUAACGUGUUUGCAUCGUCAGUGUACAAGUAGCUAUCUGUGAGUGUGUAACUGGUGCACAGCUUGGAGUCCAGACGUGCCCCCCCCCCCCCCAUCC